AUGGACAAACUCAAGGACAUCUUCUCGCCCGGCCACAAGCAGGACGCUGACAUGCUCUACGGCUCUCAGCAGUCUGCCGAUCCGUCUUCCCGCACUUCCAAGGACGGCAGGCUUUCCGCCGAGGGCAGCCAGUCUGGCCGCUCCAAAGAUAACACCACCGAAGCCGCCUCAUCAGGACUCCCCAGCGUAAGCUCCACCAAGGGCCACGGUAGAAGUGAUACAAUGGACCUGCGCGAAGCCGCCUCCACUGCGCCAGGUACUGCAGCCGAUAGGGGCCAAGGUUUCGCGACGGAAUCGUCGGGCCCCGGUGAUUCCCGGUACGGAAGGGAGGAGUCAGCUGCCGCAGCAACAAGCUCGCUACCGGAUCGAACCACUGGUGGCGUUCACUCUACCCCUGCGACCGAGAGUGAAACUAGCCACAGACAACACAAUCUGCACCCCGGAGGUGUCAAUUAUGCGGAGCAGCGUUACGACAGCAGCGCGGCUCACAACCCAACACCAACGCGAUUCUCCACUAGCAGCGGACUGGAACCUGUCGGAGGCGUGUCUCGCAGUUCAGAGCACGGCCAGGGCAUCGUGGGCGCUCAGCCAACCACAGGUAAUCUCCGACCAUCCGAAUUCGCCAGCAGGGACGACAUUUCUGUAGCGAGUAUCAGAUCUGGCGUCAUUGGCGACACUCCCCAUGCCAAAGAGCUAACUGAUUCCGACCUGCCAACAGCCAAGACCGAUCACACCUCGAGCGCGGGUCGUGGUGUUGGUCCAGGCGCUGCUGUCGCCGCCGCCGGCACGGCUGCGGCGCUGGGCUCCAACACGGAGAGGAGCUCCGACACUGAUCGUUCAUUUCCACUCUCCGGAGGCACUUACACCGAUACUUCUGGAGCACGGAAUGACUACACAAGCCCUAACGAGCCCUCUGCCAUUGGAAGUGCUUCUGAGACAUCUACCACUGGCAUGACCCAUGGAACCCAUGGAUCUGAAGAAGCCCGUAGGGCAGCCGCGGCAGCCGCAGGUUCUACUCCUUUUGACAUGCACAAACACCAAGGAAAUUAUCACGAGUACCAAGGUCCCAAUACCGACGCCACCAAAAGCGGACCUACAUUCAGUCCUGGCCCGCAUGCCACUGAGGCGGGUAACAUGCUAGAUCCUAGCCUGACCAGCUCCAGAAUGCCAGGAGCUUAUCCUGAUUCAGCUUCUGCAACUCCGGCCACCGAAGAACCGCCAAGCACUACCACUGGACCUUCAUCCCACGGGCACCACUAUGGACGUGAUGCAGCUAUUGCUGGGGCCGGGGCUGCUACAGCUGGGGGCUUGUAUGAGGGGCGCUCCAGAGGAACUACCGAAUCUGACCCAGCAAGGGAAGCGGACGCAACUCACCGUGACUCUACUCAAGACCAUGGGCGUGACCCAGCUACUGCUGGUGCUAAGGCUGCCGCAGCUGGAAGCCUGUAUGAAGGGCGUCCCCAGGACAAUACUGGCAUGUAUCCGCCAGUGGAAGGGGACAGAAAUCUUCAGAUCUCCUCUCAGGAUUACGGAAGGGAUCCUGCUACAGCUGGGGCCACCGCGGCGGCGGCCAGAAGCCCGCACGGAGCACAGUCUCAGACCGCCAGUGAUGCGCCAGGCCAGGAACAUCACUACGGACGCGAUGCCGCCAUUGCGGGAGCUGGUGCUACGGCUGCUGCGGGUCUUUACGAGACACGCAGAAAGGGGUCCACGGAUACAGAUCCAGCGACCUUGACGCAUGGCCCUCACAAGAGUAACGUGGCGAACAUUCUGGAUCCACGAGUUCUUCCCGAUCCCAACAAGAUGAAAGGUCACCAAGCCCAGUCUACCGAGACGGAUCCUGCCUCGAGGACUGUUGGUCCUCAUUCCAGCAACAUUGCUAACGUAGUGGAUCCAAGAGUCUUACCCCAGCCGGAAAAGAUGAAGCAGCACACGACAGUCGGCCCCCAUCAGUCUGAUACCCUUAACCGUAUGGACCGAAAAGUCGACUCCGACCCCUCCAGUGAGGCGAAUCAGCACCACUACGGACGCGAUGCUGCCAUUGCGGGCGGUCUUGGUGCAGGUGCAGCCGGUGCUUAUGCGGCCUCCCAACAUCAACAUGAGAAGAACCCAUACACGUCUCAGGCAGUAGACCCAAGGAUCCACAGCAGCGCAGCUGGGGCAGAUGCACCUGCCAGGUCAUCCUCGACUAAGGGAGGUUGGUUCGCAGGCCCAGCGGGCUCCGCUGUUGACGCAAACAAGAAUGCGCCCACAACGUCCACGGGUACGACAGUCUCUUCUGCAGCCCAACCCGGUCAGCAGCACCACUACGGACGUGAUGCUGCCAUGGCUGGUGGUGCUGGUCUGGCAGGUGCCGGUAUCGCUCAUCAGUAUGGCGAGCACAAGUCUGACCGUGCCGCUCCGGACCAUGUGCCUGGUACUACUAGCACUUCGGGGCCUUAUUCCUCGACCAACACUCAGCCAACCAGCUCUAUCCCUCGAGCAACCCAGCAACCACAGACUACCUCCACAACUCAGCCCACGAGCCAACAUCACUACGGACGUGAUGCCGCCUUGGCGGGUGGUGCUGGAGCGGCAGGUCUCGGGGUUCAUGAGCAUCAAAAGCGAGAGGCUGAGAAAGCGGAGCGGCAACAACCCUACAGCUCUGCUGAUCCUACGAGGGACCCCGCCAGUUCCGAGCAGAAGCAUCACUAUGGCAGAGACGCUGCGGUUGCGGGCACCGCCGGUGCGGCAGGUGCCGGUGCUGCGCAUGAGUUCAGCAAACAUGAUGCUGAGAAGGCUGAGAAGGAGCAUCUCAAGGAACAAAAAGAAUUCGAGAAGGAGCAAGAGAAGGAGGCGAAAAAGCAUCAGAAAGAAUUGGACAAGGAGCAGGCAAAGGACGACAAGAAGUACCAGAAGGAGUUGGCGAAGGAUGAGAAGAAGCACGAAAAGGAGCUUCAGCAUGAAGAGAAGAAGCAUGAGAAGGAGCUUGAGAAGGAAGAAAAGAAGAAGCACCAUGGUGGUAUCUUCGGCUUCCUCCAUCGUGACAAAGACAAGGAUGAGGAUAAGUCGUCCGACGAUGAGGAUAAGCGCCAUCGACAUGAAGUUGAGGCUGGUGCCGUUGCGGCUGGCGGUGCUGGUGCUGCUGCCUAUGAGCACGAGGAAGGGAAGCACGAGCGCAAUAGGCUCCACAAGGACCCGCCUGCGGACUACGUAAGGGGUCAUGGUGGAGAGCACUAUGGCACCGACGGCCGCAUUGGAGAAGCCGGCGCGGUUUCCGGCACUCAUGAAACCCGUCCCGGCGAGUACGGCACCGCAAGGCCUGGAGAUCAAGAGGGCAUCGUCAUCGAACCGCACACCGGCCUACCAAUGAACGUUGGCAAGUACGGCUCCGGCGCUGGUGGUACCGAUGGCAACGAGACCAUUGGGGGCUUCCAUAGCCACGGUGCUGGUUCGGGCGUUUCUGGGUCCAAUGUCGCUUCUCAAGGCAGUGCUCAUGGCGGCAACAUUGGUCCUGAUUGGGACAACAUCAAGAAAGCCAACACGCCUUACUAA
This is a messenger RNA of Diplodia corticola, 3534 nucleotides long. RefSeq names its product dehydrin-like protein 3. The transcript is spliced from 5 exons. Lineage: Eukaryota; Fungi; Ascomycota; Dothideomycetes; Botryosphaeriales; Botryosphaeriaceae. The record is from RefSeq and is a predicted model, not a curated record. Bases 1 to 3534 code for a protein of 1177 amino acids.